AUGUGAUGUUAGGGCGCGAAGUAUAUAUAGUAGUAUGUAUAUUACAAAUCCAUAUAUAUCUUAGUACACUAAAUACGACUGCUGUGUUUCCUCUACACAAUCAUUUGCUUGUGUUGGUUAAAUCUAUGGAGCACGAGCAGAAUGAAGCAGCAGUGCAAGUGGCUCAUUCGAGCUCGGAGCUGGAAAAGGUGCUGUCAGACAUGGAUUUGGCAUGGUCGACGCGAUACAAGAAGGCCUCCUGGAUUGAGCUCAAACUCCUCUUCAAACUCGCCGCGCCCGCCGUCAUGAUGUACCUCAUCAACAACUCCAUGUCCAUGUCCACUCGCAUCUUCUCCGGCCACCUCGGCAACCUCGAGUUCGCCGCCGCCUGUCUCGGCAAUCAAGGCAUCCAACUAUUCGCCUACGGCCUCCUCCUCGGAAUGGGGAGCGCCGUGGAAACCCUCUGCGGGCAGGCGUACGGCGCAGGGCGGUACGAAAUGCUAGGCGUCUACCUGCAGCGCGCCACGGUGGUGCUGACGCUCUUCAGCCUCCCCAUCGUGGUGGUUUACCUGCUGUCGCGGCAGCUCCUGCUGGCGAUCGGCGAGGAGAAGCAGGUGGCGGAGCUGGCGUCGGUGUUCGUGUACGGGCUGAUCCCGCAGGUGUUCGCGUACGCUGUCAAUUUUCCGAUACAGAAGUUCCUGCAGGCGCAGAGCAUCGUGGGGCCGAGCGCGGCGAUUUCGGUGGCGACGCUGGCGGUGCAUCUAGGUCUGAGCUGGACGGCAGUGUACAGGAUAGGGAUGGGGCUGUUUGGGGCGGCGCUGGUGCUGAGCCUGUCGUGGUGGAUAAUCGUGGCGGGACAAGUCGCGUACAUAUUGAGGAGCCAACGGUGUAAGGAGACGUGGAGGGGAUUAAAGUGGGAGGCGCUGACGGGUGUGGGGGACUUUGUCAAGCUGUCGAUUGGUUCCGCGGUGAUGCUGUGCUUGGAGGCGUGGUACUUUCAGGUACUAGUCUUGGUAGCCGGCUUGCUCCAGGAUCCUCAACUCUCUUUGGAUGCUCUUUCUGUAUGCAUGUCAAUAAAUGGGCUGCUAUUCAUGGUCGCAAUCGGAUUUAAUGCUGCUGCCAGUGUGAGGGUAGGGAAUGAGAUCGGAGCAGGGCACAGCAAGGCUGCGGCGUUCUCGGUGGUUGUGGUGAAUUUGGUGUCCCUGGUGGUGGCGGUGAUCGAGGCUAUGGUGGUGCUGUCGCAGCGCCACGUCAUCAGUUACGUGUUCACCGGCGGUGAAAGAGUGGCGAAUGCAGUGGCGGAUCUCUGUCCUCUCUUAGCAGUCACCCUCAUAUUAAACGGCCUCCAACCGGUCUUGUCUGGAGUGGCGGUGGGGUGUGGAUGGCAGGCAUUUGUGGCAUAUGUGAAUGUAGGUUGCUACUAUGUGGUGGGAAUUCCACUAGGAUGCAUUCUUGGCUUUAAAUUUAAUCUUGGGGUUAAGGGCAUCUGGGGCGGCAUGAUCGGAGGGACGAUGAUGCAAACUUUCAUCCUACUGUGGGUCACUUUCCGUACGGACUGGAAUAAAGAGGUGGAGAAAGCCAAGAAACGUUUGGACAAGUGGCAGGAUAUUAAAGAGCCUCUGCUGGUGAAGGACUAAAAGUGGUUGGACAAGUUUAUGAUGCCUGUGUUUCCAUCAACACCAGAACUGAUGAUACACACCAUAUAUGUAGCUUAAUUAUGCCACUCCUGCUUCAGAAAAUAAAUAAAUGAGAAACGAUGAGUUAUUUUC
This is a messenger RNA of Salvia miltiorrhiza (redroot sage), 1748 nucleotides long. RefSeq names its product protein DETOXIFICATION 40-like. Gene Ontology annotation, cellular component: membrane. The coding region runs from base 6 to 1616 and encodes 536 amino acids. Gene Ontology annotation, molecular function: antiporter activity; xenobiotic transmembrane transporter activity. Gene Ontology annotation, biological process: xenobiotic detoxification by transmembrane export across the plasma membrane. The record is from RefSeq and is a predicted model, not a curated record. The transcript is spliced from 7 exons. Lineage: Eukaryota; Viridiplantae; Streptophyta; Magnoliopsida; Lamiales; Lamiaceae.